GCACUGUAAUAGAUGACCCUUUCUCUCCAGCUAUAAUCUCCUUGUUAGUGUAAAGGCAAGAGACCUGAUCAAUCAAUCAUGGGAAAAGGCUACUACAUUAGCAAACAACUGGCUGUAAUAGCUGGUCUGCUUAACGCUGUAGCUAUAAUCACAAUAAUCGCACUAUCUAUAGUUUACUCCAAAGAAAAGGCGAAAAAUGAACUCAAACUCAACAAUGGGACAGCACCACCUGGACCACCCCCCCCAACUUUACCACCAUCCAAUGAGCCAUGGGACAAAUACAGGCUCCCUGACAGUUUAUCUCCUCAAUAUUACAAUGUCACGCUGUGGCCGCAACUCACCAUGGACAACCAGGGCAUGUACGUUUUUACUGGUGACUCUGUAGUGGCUUUUACUUGCAACAGAGAGACAGAUUUGAUCCUGAUUCAUUGCCGCAAGUUGAACUUGACUCUUUUCGAGGGGCGACAUGCCAGGUUGACGGGUAUGAAUAAUACAAAGGCUCCAGCCAUUAGAAAAUCCUGGUUCCAAGAGGAAACCCAGUAUUUAGUGAUCCAGCUGGAGGGGACACUCAAGCCGGGAAUGAGCUAUUGGCUUCAUACAAAGUUCAAAGGAGAGCUUGCAGAUGAUCUGGAGGGCUUCUACAGGAGUGAGUAUGAAGAAGACGGUGUCAAAAAGGUGCUUGCCAUCACUCAAAUGCAGGCCACAUCUGCUAGAAAAGCUUUUCCUUGCUUCGAUGAGCCAGCCCUAAAGGCCGUAUUUCACAUCACUCUCCUACAUAAGCCAGGAACUGUUGCACUAUCAAACAGCCGAGAUAUGGGUUCAGAAAGCCUUCAUAUAAACGGGCAUGAUGUUAUCAGGACUCGAUUUGAACCCACAAAAAGGAUGUCUACAUACCUUGUCGCUUUCAUUGUCUGUGAAUUUACAUUCACCAGCAAGCAAAAAGAUAACAAGGAUGUAAUGGUUCGUAUAUGGGCAAGGAAAAAUGCAAUUGAACAAGGUCAAGGAGACUACGCCCUUAACAUCACACAGCCAAUACUAGAGUUUUUUGUGAAGUACUACAAUGUUUCAUAUCCUCUCUCCAAGUCAGACCAGAUUGCACUGCCUGACUUCAAUGCUGGAGCCAUGGAGAACUGGGGACUCAUCACUUACAGAGAAACAGCACUUCUUUAUGAUCCCAAAAUCUCAGCCGCAGGGAACAAACAGAGGGUUGCAACUGUGGUGGCUCAUGAGCUUGCUCAUAUGUGGUUUGGAAAUCUUGUGACUCUAAAAUGGUGGAAUGAUCUGUGGCUGAAUGAAGGCUUUGCGUCAUACGUGGAGUACCUUGGUGCAGACUAUGCAGAGCCAACUUGGAACAUGAAAGACCAAAUCAUACUGUAUGAUAUUUAUCGUGCAUUUGCUGCCGACAGCCUGGUGUCCUCCCACCCUCUGUCCUGCAAAGAGGAGGAGGUCAAUACACCAUCAGAAAUCACCCAAAUGUUCAACAGUAUCUCUUACAGCAAGGGGGCUGCUGUGCUCAGGAUGCUCUCUCAGUUCCUCACUGAGCCUGUGUUUGCCAAAGGACUUAGUACAUAUCUAAAUCAGUUUGCUUUCGCAAGCUCUACAUAUUCUGACCUCUGGGAUCAUCUUCAGAAGGCAGUUGAUAAAACUCCGCAUCUGAAAUUGCCACACAGCGUCCAUGACAUAAUGAACCGUUGGAUUCUUCAGAUGGGUUUCCCAGUCGUCACUAUUGACACCCAAACUGGGAAUGUGAGCCAGAAGCACUUUCUGAUCGAGCCAAACUCAGUGGUAGAGCGACAAUCAGAAUUCAAUUAUGAGUGGUUUGUUCCAAUCAAAUGGAUGAAGAGUGGUGUAGAACAAGAGCAAUUCUGGCUUCUUCAAAAAUCAGCUAUGCGUAAACCUCUGAAAGCUGGUAAAGGCGAAUGGGUUUUGGCGAAUCUAAACGUUUCAGGGUACUACAGAGUCAAUUAUGAUAUUGGGAACUGGGAACGACUCCUUCAUCAGCUGAUGGCUGACCACCAGAAAAUACCAGAAAUUAACAGAGCACAGAUUGUGAGUGAUGCCUUCACUCUAGCUAGGGCCUCUAUCUUAAACAUAACUCUUGCUCUAAGAACGACUAAAUAUCUAUCGAUGGAGAGAAAGUACAUUCCGUGGGAAGCAACUAUCAGAAGCAUCGGCCCAAUAUUUGACGUGUUUGAUCGCAGUGAGGUUUAUGGACCCAUGCAGGCUUACUUUCGGAAACUAUUUAAACCUCUGUUUGAUCAUUUCACUUCCGUAACUGCGAACUGGACCACAGUGCCUGCAAACCACACUGAUCAAUUCACACAGAUCAUCGCGUUGUCGUGGUCGUGCAGUGUAGGAGUACAGGGAUGUCGUGAUCUCACUAGGCGCUGGUUUAAACAGUGGAUGCAGGAUCCUGAACACAACAGGAUUCACCCGAACCUGAGGUCGACGGUGUACUGCAAUGCCAUCGCUGCAGGAGGAGUGGAGGAAUGGGACUUUUGCUGGACGAUGUAUAAGAAAGCCACAGUAGCAGCUGAGGCGGUCAAACUGAGGUCGGCUUUAUCGUGCGCCAAACAGCCAUGGCUGCUUAACAGGUUUCUCGGCUACACUCUGGAUCCGGAAAAGAUUCGUAAACAGGAUGCAUCCGGUACCAUUGGAUCAAUUUCCAGCAAUGUGCUCGGCCAGCCUCUGGCAUGGGACUUUGUCAGGGCAAAUUGGGAGUACCUUUUUAAAGUGUAUGGAACUGGAUCAUUUGGUUUUGCCAAGUUAAUAAGUGACGUCACUGGAAAGUUCUGCACACCGUUCGAGCUACAACAGUUAAAACAGUUCCAAAAGGACAACGCAGAGGUGGGGUUUGGCUCAGCCUCACACGCUCUACAGCAGGCCAUUGAGAGGACAACGGCCAAAAUCAAAUGGCUGGCGGAGAACAAGGACCGAGUCCUGAAAUGGUUUAUCACUGAGACAGCGUGAACUGUGCAACACGAAAAAACACACUGACAGCCUUAAAAUCUCCGAUCACAACAGUUACAAGAGUGGAAUCCAUGGACAAUUGUAUAGGCAUGAACAUUUAGACAUAUUCGCAGCAAUUCAUAACACAUUUGAAUUGUAUUUUCAUUAGUAAAGGUGACUGGUAUAAGUGGGCUAGCAGGGCUAAGCCUCAUUCUUAAAGGAAAAAAAAAGACAUCAAUAUCAAUAAUAUAUAUUUUUUUAUCCAGGUCAGAUGUUGUUUUAGAAGAGCAUUACAGACAAAAUGAUUAAACCCCCACCAAGAUUAAAAUCAUGCAUGCAGAAGCCUGUCUGCCUUAAAGUGUGUGUGUGUGUGUGUGUGUGUGUGUGUGUGUAUGAGUGUGUGUGUGCGUAUAAGUGUGUGUGUGCUUGUUAUUAUGCCAGAGAUUAGACCAUGUGAUAUAAUUCAUUGCGCAACCCUAAAAAUGUAAUCGGCAAGUUAUCACUAGAUUCAACCAUCCUGCAAUGGACUUUUUCCAUAACUUCUAUCACAACUUCUUCACACACACUGAAUUUUACAUAAAACAAUCCUGUGUAUUUUUACACUGCAAAAAAAGGUUGUAAAACUGUGGUUAUUUUUAAAUAAACAUAUUCAGUAAGA
Molecule: messenger RNA, 3607 nt
Organism: Clarias gariepinus (North African catfish)
Lineage: Eukaryota; Metazoa; Chordata; Actinopteri; Siluriformes; Clariidae
Gene: anpepa
Product: alanyl (membrane) aminopeptidase a
Exons: 20
Coding region: 79-2970 (963 amino acids)
Biological process (GO): peptide catabolic process; proteolysis
Cellular component (GO): cytoplasm
Molecular function (GO): metalloaminopeptidase activity; peptide binding; zinc ion binding
Source: RefSeq, a predicted model, not a curated record